CAACCGGAAGUGAUAUUACCGAUUGAGACUGGCUUCUCGUUUCGCAGGUGCAUCUGAAAGGAUGCUACUGUAGUUGUGGAUAUCUUUAUCGCUCUCUGCCAAAACAUCCACGUAUAGCAGUUCUCUGCCAAUGGACUGACACCCGAAUGCUAAGAUGCUACUGAAAGACAUCCCACGGGAGGCUCUGAUGAGGCCACUAUCCCGAAAUGAAGUAGUGGGAAUGUUAUUGAGGCUAACCAUCUUCGGAGCUGCCACCUAUUAUAGCAUCAAAUGGGUGGUAGAAGCAAUGGACCCUACACACAAACAGAAGAUUCAGGCCAAAAAGAGGGCAGAGCAGCUGAUGAAGCAGAUUGGUGUCGAGGGGGUCAAGCUCACAGAGUAUGAGAUGAACAUCGCUUCUCACCUGGUCGAUCCACGUAGCCUGAAGGUGUCCUGGAGAGACAUAGCAGGGCUGGAUGAGGUCAUCUAUGAACUGCAGGACACAGUCAUCCUACCUUUCCAGAAGAGACACCUGCUGGCUGGUUCCAAACUCUUCCAGCCUCCCAAAGGUGUCUUGUUGUUUGGGCCACCUGGAUGCGGGAAGACCCUUAUCGCCAAGGCGACCGCCAAAGCAUCCGGGUGCCAGUUCAUCAACCUGCAGGCGUCCACACUGACAGACAAGUGGUACGGUGAAUCCCAGAAGCUCACUGCCGCCGUCUUCUCAUUGGCUGUUAAGAUCCAGCCUUGCAUCGUCUUCAUUGAUGAAAUUGAUUCCUUCCUGCGAAACCGCUCCAGCCUGGACCAUGAGGCCACAGCCAUGAUGAAGGCCCAGUUUAUGAGCCUGUGGGACGGGCUGGACACGAGCGCAACCAGCCAGGUGAUGGUGAUGGGAGCUACUAACAGACCUCAGGAUCUGGAUCCAGCCAUCCUGCGCAGGAUGCCAACCACCUUUCAUGUGGGCCUGCCAAGCGCACGACAAAGGCAGGAGAUUCUGAAGCUGAUCCUGGAUGGAGAGAAUCUGAGCAACGCUAUUAACCUGAAGGAGAUAGCGGAGAAGACGGAGGGCUACUCCGGCAGCGACCUCCGGGAGCUGUGUCGGGACGCGGCCAUGUACCGCGUCCGGGACUACGUCCGCAAGCAGCAGAUGAAGCAGAUAGCCCAGCAGCUCCAGGAGGAGGACGAGGAGGACAGGUCUCUUGUAGAGGAGCGACUGAGGCCCGUGACCCAGCUGGACUUGCUGUUUGGCCUGGAUAAGAUGAAGGAGUCCAAGAAGGCCACCAUGCCCCAGAGAUGUCUGGGGGAGGUCCCUCUGGACUAGUCCCCCUCCGGCCUGCCCCCCUUAGACAUCCUAGUUUUCUUGUCGGUGGCCCUGGCCCCCCUGUAUGUUGUCCCCUCCACUCUCAGAUCACUGUUCCAGAUGAGGCCAGGAUUCUUGCUCUUUUAAAAAAAAAUAUAUAUAUUAUCUCAUACUAGUGCACUUGAGACAUUCAAUUCAUUUUUUUACUGUCUGGCUACAGUUCAUAAACAUAACUAAUGCUGCUCCACAUGUGCACAUACACAAUCUUACACAAGGCCAUAGGUUUGGGUUGAACAGGAGUGAGGACAAAACAUCUUUAUCACCCUAUGCUAACAUUAUCCCUACUCUGCCACUGAUUGGUGGGGAUGUUUCAAUUGUCUCUUGGCAUUGAUAGGGACAUGUUCCAAUUGUCCUUCCCUAUGCUCACACACACACACACACCAUGUCACAGCGCACUUGAAGACCUUAAAGGUCAAUAUCGUGACUGACAGCUAAGCUGUCCACACAUGGAUAGACUGUGUGAAAAGGGGGAUAGGCUGUCUGUAUGUCUUCACAUUCGCCAAACAUGCAGCAACAUUUUUGUUAUUCAGACAAACUAGGACGCACAAAUACGCAAAUUGAUGUUUUAAUCAUGCAUUCCUUGUGGAAAGAAAGAAUAAGGAAUAAUUAUGGACACGGUUAUUUUUCUUACUAGAGAAAUGAUCACCAGCGUUGAGUUGUUUGCAUGUCUGUGAUUUUUAUGUGUUAUUAUAUGCGAAAAAAAUAAAUUAUUUAAUGUUGCGUCAGUUCAUAUAACAUUGCACUUGACCAAAGUAUCAGGUUUACUGACACACAUACUGGAUAUGUUUGCAUUUAUAUUUUUCUGUUUUGUUUAUAAUGUUGGACUUGACUUGUGUGGUGUAUUGUAGGUUAAUUAUUUAAGUUACAUUGUUAUGCGUGUGCCAUGGCAGUUAUUAUUUGAUGACAUUUAACAUAAAAAGGAUAUUUGACGUCUUAAACCAUAAAACACAGUAACUCUAAUUACACUGUAACGUGGAAAAAAAAGUGUUCCCCUUUCAAUUGCAGAAUGUUACUACAUUCUAAUAAACCUAUUAUUUUACCUUUUA
Molecule: messenger RNA, 2382 nt
Organism: Osmerus eperlanus (European smelt)
Lineage: Eukaryota; Metazoa; Chordata; Actinopteri; Osmeriformes; Osmeridae
Gene: atad1a
Product: ATPase family AAA domain containing 1a
Exons: 10
Coding region: 155-1297 (380 amino acids)
Biological process (GO): extraction of mislocalized protein from mitochondrial outer membrane
Cellular component (GO): mitochondrial outer membrane
Molecular function (GO): ATP hydrolysis activity; ATP binding
Source: RefSeq, a predicted model, not a curated record